Colletotrichum truncatum is the source of this 1053-nucleotide messenger RNA. RefSeq names its product 3-dehydroshikimate dehydratase. The record is from RefSeq and is a predicted model, not a curated record. NCBI's taxonomy places the organism in Eukaryota, Fungi, Ascomycota, Sordariomycetes, Glomerellales, Glomerellaceae.
AUGUCAAACCCAGUCACGUCGCCUUUCGGCAACCCCCUCUCUUUUGCAUCUUGCUCCAUCGGCCUCCAACGGCAUACCCUCGAGCAGAAGCUACAGGCCAUCUCCUCAGCCGGCUUCAACGGCAUUGAGCUCUCCUUCCCCGAUCUUAAAUCCUUUGCCAAUCGGCACCUGAACAAAGAGGUCGCCGACGAUGACUAUCCCUCCCUCUGCGAGGCCGGCAAGAUCCUUCGCAAGCUCUGCGAGAAGAUGCAACUCCAGAUCAUGGUCCUCCAACCCUUUUCCAAUUUUGAGGGAUGGCCGAAGGGAAGCCAGGAGCGCGAAGACGCUUUCAAGCGCGCCAAGGGGUGGAUGGAGAUCAUGAGCGCCGUCGGGACGGACAUGCUGCAGGUGGGCUCGUCCGACUCUCCCGACAUCACGGCGUCCAUCUCGGAGCUGGUGGCCGACCUCGCUGAACUUGCCGACCUUCUCGCGACGCGGGGGUUCAAGGUGGCGUACGAGAACUGGUGCUGGGCGACGCACGCAGCUUCCUGGAAGGACGUGUGGAAGAUUGUGCAGCUUGCGAACCGGCCCAACCUCGGGCUCUGCCUCGACACGUUCCAGUCUGCCGGCGGAGAGUGGGGCGACCCGACGACCGAGUCCGGGCGGAUCGAGACGGGCGGUCUCGGGGAAAAGGAGCUGAAGUUGACGUAUGAGAUUUCCCUGCAGGAGUUGGCCAAGACGGUUCCCCCGGAGAAGAUAUUCUUCCUGCAGAUCAGCGACGCGUACAAGGUCAGCCCGCCGCUUGAUGCCAAGCCCGAUGAGUCCGGGCUGCGGCCGAGGGGCCGGUGGAGUCAUGACUACCGGCCGCUGCCGUAUGACGGCGGAUACCUGCCGAUUUUGCAAUUCUUGGAGGCGGUCAUGAGUACGGGGUUCAGGGGCUGGUUGAGCAUUGAAGUUUUUGACGGCAAGUUUGAGGAGAAGUACGGGGACGAUUUGGAAAGGUAUGCGAACAAAGGACGGGAGGCGGUGGUGAAGAUGCUUGGAGCCAUGAUUGUUGAUAGGAGUGGUUUCUAA